UUCAGUGACGUGUUUUAAAGGGACCUUGUAGGCUGUCGCUUCAGUAGAAUCUACCUCGUUCUUGCCGCGCGGCCAGAAGCCCCGGUAUUAACUUCUGACGGUAACGGUGCUCAGCUAAAACCGCUACAGACACCCGCUACAGUGGAUGAAAUAUGGCCAGUACAGAGGGAAACAAACUUUGGGGAGGUCGUUUCGUGGGAGACACUGAUCCUAUCAUGGAGAAGUUCAAUGCAUCCAUCGCUUAUGACCAGAGGAUGUGGGAUGCUGACAUCCGAGGGAGCAAGGCUUAUGUGAAAGGUCUGGAGAAGGCGAAGCUAGUCACCACGGAUGAGAUGAACCAGAUUUUACAAGGGCUGGAUCAGAUUUCUGAAGAGUGGUCCAAAGGUGUUUUUGUCAUCAAACCUGGAGAUGAAGACAUUCACACCGCCAAUGAGCGCAGGCUGAAGGAGCUGAUUGGUGCCCCUGCAGGGAAGCUGCACACUGGCAGAAGCAGAAACGACCAGGUGGUGACUGACAUGAUGCUGUGGCUACGAGAUGCUAUCUCAACCCUCACAGAAAACGCCCUACAGCUGGUGUCCACCAUGGUGGAGCGGGCAGCAGCAGAAAUUGACGUCCUGUUUCCUGGUUACACCCACAUGCAAAGAGCUCAGCCAAUAAGAUGGAGCCACUGGAUUCUGAGUCACGCUGUUGCUCUGAGCAGGGACGUGGAGCGGCUUCAGGAGAUCAAGAAAAGAGUUAAUGUUUUACCUCUCGGCAGUGGGGCCAUUGCUGGAACACCACUCGACAUCGACAGGGAGCUACUGCGCCAAGAGUUGGCGUUUGAUGGCAUCAGUCUCAACAGCAUGGACGCCACAGGCCAAAGAGACUCUGUUGUGGAGUUCUUGUUCUGGGCUUCGCUGUGUCUGACCCACCUCAGUAAAAUGGCUGAGGACCUGAUGCUGUACAGCACAAAGGAGUUCUCCUUCAUCACACUGUCUGACGCCUACAGCACAGGCAGCAGUCUGAUGCCCCAGAAGAAGAAUGCUGACAGUCUGGAGCUGAUCAGGAGCAAAGCAGGUCGUGUCUUUGGCAGAUGUGCAGGGUUCAUGAUGACACUGAAGGGCCUGCCCAGCACCUACAACAAAGACCUGCAGGAGGAUAAAGAGGCCAUGUUUGACUGCUAUGACACUGUUCAUGCUGUGCUGCAGGUGACGAAUGGAGUCAUGUCGACUCUACAGAUCAACCAGAGUGUGAUGGAGGCAGCUCUCAGUCCUGACAUGUUGGCUACUGAUCUGGCCUACUACCUUGUGAGGAAGGGAAUGCCUUUCAGAGAGGCCCAUGGUGUCUCUGGUAAGGCUGUGUUUACAGCCGAAUCCAAAAAUGUCACCCUGAAUCAACUCACUGUGGAAGACCUGAGUGCUGUUAGCCCUCUGUUUGAAAGUGACGUGUCCUCAGUGUGGGACUACAGGAGCAGUGUGGAGCAGUACAGUGCUCCUGGAGGCACAGCCAAGAGUAGUGUCGCUGCACAGGUGGAGUACCUGAGGACCUGGCUGAAGAAACAGGCACAGUGACCUUGAACCAGUUUCACCUUUAAAAAUCUGAAUCAGGUUUACUGCCAAAAUUUUGAUAAGUAUGACACUUUAGGUCAAAAUGACGUAUUUAUGACUUGGAAACCAUGUUGCCUUUCAAACAUUCUCCUCUCUUCUUCAUACUGUACAUGUUACAUGGAUGAUGUGCAAUCAAUGAUCUGAUAAUGCACAGAAAUGUUACAAAAUACCUGACCAGUGUAAACUAGGUGAAAUAAAUAAAUAAAUGUUACUCAAACUUG
Lates calcarifer (barramundi perch) is the source of this 1807-nucleotide messenger RNA. It is a transcript of the gene asl, whose product is annotated as argininosuccinate lyase. The transcript is spliced from 16 exons. The record is from RefSeq and is a predicted model, not a curated record. The coding region runs from base 153 to 1550 and encodes 465 amino acids. Lineage: Eukaryota; Metazoa; Chordata; Actinopteri; Centropomidae. Gene Ontology annotation, cellular component: cytosol. Gene Ontology annotation, molecular function: argininosuccinate lyase activity.